Oncorhynchus masou masou (cherry salmon) is the source of this 4735-nucleotide messenger RNA. Its product is annotated as protein c-ets-1-B. NCBI's taxonomy places the organism in Eukaryota, Metazoa, Chordata, Actinopteri, Salmoniformes, Salmonidae. Bases 135 to 1613 code for a protein of 492 amino acids. The record is from RefSeq and is a predicted model, not a curated record. Gene Ontology annotation, molecular function: DNA-binding transcription factor activity, RNA polymerase II-specific; sequence-specific DNA binding. Gene Ontology annotation, cellular component: nucleus. The transcript is spliced from 10 exons. Gene Ontology annotation, biological process: cell differentiation; regulation of transcription by RNA polymerase II.
ACCGCAAGCCCAGGUACAGCGCAUUGUCUAUCGCUGAACUGUCACAGCCAAGUAGCGUGCAGAGCGCACCACUCAACCAGCCUGCAAGAAGUUUACUCACAACACACGGCCUGCUGCUCCAUCCAAACCCCAGGAUGAGUUACUACAUGGAUCCAGUUUCCUCCUACCCGACCCUUCACCCCUGUGACCGUCUGGGGGCGAUGAGGCAGAGUGGAGGGGUGGCUAUGGGAUCACUGACCCAGCUCCCUGGUAUGGUUGUUCACCCACAGCAGCAGCAGCACUACCCCCCAUCCAGACCCCUCUACCCCCAGGAUGUCACCCUGCAGGAGGUCCCCAAUGGACACGACCUCGCACCCACAGGUAGGAGCCAAAAUCUGGAGUGUGGAGACGUGCCCCUGCUCACUCCAGGGAGUAAAGAGAUGAUGUCGCAGGCUCUGAAGGACACGUUCAGCGGCUUCACAAAGGAACAGCAACGACUGGCUAUUCCCAAAGACCCCAGGCAGUGGACAGAGUGCCACGUGGGAGAGUGGCUGACGUGGACGGUGAACGAGUUCAGCCUGAAGAGUGUGGACUUCCACAAGUUCUGUAUGAACGGGGCCAGUCUGUGUGCUUUGGGGAAGGAACGCUUCCUGGAUCUAGCGCCUGACUUUGUGGGCGACAUUCUCUGGGAACAUCUAGAGAUGCUUCAGAAAGAAGACACAAAGCAUUUCCCUGUCAACGGCCUGACCUCUACCUUCCAGGAGUCCCACUAUACCUCAGACUACUUUGUCAGCUAUGGCGUUGAACAUGCCCAGUGCGUUCCUCCCUCUGAAUACUCCGAGCCGGGCUUCAUCACAGAGUCCUACCAGACCCUUCACCCAAUCAGCUCAGAGGACCUGCUGUCACUCAAGUACGAAAGUGAAUACCCCAACGUCAUCCUCCGGGACAUGCCCCUCAACCCACUUCAGGGGGACUACUUCUCCGUCAAACAGGAGGUGGUCUCCCCCGACAACAUGUGUGUGGGCCGCAUCAGCAGAGGUAAGCUGGGAGGCCAGGACUCGUUUGAGAGCAUUGAGAGCUUUGAAAGCUGUGACCGUCUGACCCAGUCCUGGAGCAGCCAGUCUUCCUUCAACAGUCUGCAGCGCGUCCCAUCCUACGACAACUUUGACUCUGAGGACUACCCCAACGCCCUACACGGACACAAGCCCAAGGGAACCUUCAAGGACUACGUCAGGGAGCGCUCAGACCUAAGCAAGGACAAACCUGUCAUCCCCGCCGCAGCACUCGCAGGAUACACAGGCAGUGGCCCCAUCCAGCUGUGGCAGUUUCUGCUGGAGCUUCUGACGGACAAAUCCUGUCAGUCCUUCAUCAGCUGGACGGGAGACGGCUGGGAGUUCAAGCUGUCCGACCCUGACGAGGUGGCUCGGAGGUGGGGGAAGAGGAAAAACAAGCCCAAGAUGAACUACGAAAAGCUGAGCCGAGGCCUGCGCUACUACUACGAUAAGAACAUCAUCCACAAGACAUCAGGGAAGCGCUAUGUCUACCGCUUUGUCUGUGACUUAAAAAGCCUGCUGGGAUACACCCCCGAGGAGCUCCACGCCAUGCUGGACGUCAAGCCUGAUGCGGACGAGUGAAAACAGAGGGAUGAGAGAAGAGGAGAGUAAAGGUGUCGAGGGGACUGGGGCUCAGAGAUUGAUAUUUACCCUCCAGUAAAAGGGGGCGUCCAUUUUGGGACCAAACAUGUUCAUUCUUAACACCUAAACUGUGGUCUGUAUCAUUUUGAGCUGUUGUCAAACGAUGUUCAGAAAGAAAGCACUAUGCCAAAUGUGCAAAUUCAUAAUUUGUUGCAUUUGAGAUAGAUACAGGUAUUACUUAGUAACUCAAGGCACAUGGGAAGCCAUCAAUUAGAAUAGAGUGGCCAUUUAGCCUAAGUAGGACAAAGAACUGUCAUUGAGGAAGAGGGCCAAGAGACAGUGAAGGAUUCAUUUUAGGGAAGGACAUUGCAUGGAUGGAGAGUUCCUUCUAUGGAAUUUGUUGCCAAAUUAAAAAUGGAAAGUAGUGGAAGUAGGUCACUGUUUCUAUGCCACUGCACACAAUAGGCAUUGGGUAGAGUUCUCAGCUUGGACCAAAAAAGUAUUUUUAUUUUUUACUGUUGUUUCAGAAGCAUAAUGUUUGUGCCAGUAUUAUCGUUGAGAUUGUACUGUUGAGUCUCAGUCCGACCAGGGUUCCCCUGUUUACUUUUUAGUUUUGUUUAGUUUUUUUUAUGCUGAUGAAGCUAUUCUGAAACCAAACAUUGCACCAUUUAAGGCUAAGUUAGUCCUGUCUCCUCUCUGCGAAAGCCCAAUAACUGAAACAUGCUGAUUUGGUUAUACAGACGACACUAGACACUGGCCUUUUUACUCAUUUUCAUAGGUUGGAUAGAGAGUAACUUACUCAUACCAAGAACGGUUGAUAGACACCUGAAAGUAACCGUUGCUUGAAAACUGACGCUUUCUCCUUUGCACAUUUGCCGCUUCGCUAUAGAAAUAUACUGUCUGCCACCAGGACUUUGCAGAUUGCAUACAUUACUGUCCUGCCACCAGGACUUUGCAGAUUGCAUACAUUACUGUUCUGCCACCAGGACUUUGCAGAUUGCAUACAUUACUGUCCUGCCACCAGGACUUUGCAGAUUGCAUACAUUACUGUUCUGCCACCAGGACUUUGCAGAUUGCAUACAUUACUGUCCUGCCACCAGUAAUAAAUGUCCUUCGACACCCUUUCUGUGGUGAGUUUUGAAAGUAUUGAGACACAAAAGAGUCAAACGUGCUCAAUCUGUAUAUUAAGUGGUUUUCCAUGCCCCCAUUUUAGCAUUGUUUUAGACGAGAACAAAGAGGGAGGGACCUGUUAUCGACAGAUUGAAUUGCGAGCCAUGUACAUGAGGAAUUGUUUUUGGUUUUUUAGGUAAGGUAUAUCAAGGUGCAUGAUGGUAGUAGGAUGAAAAGAUAAGGGUUCGAAGCAAGGAGUAUAAACUUUGGAUGACUGUUUGAAGAAGAGGACUGGGUGGUUUUGGCAGGGAACCAUCGAGUUGUGAAGUUAAAGAGAAUGAUCAUCAUUAUGGCAUGAGGAUGAGAUUAAUGCUUGUGCCGUUGCACAGCUUGGAGGCUUUUGUUAACUGAAGUGUUUGUAUAGAUGCUCCCUUUCACCACUGUCGGAGGAGGUAGAGAUCUAUAGGAAACAGGACUACCAUAAACAGUUGAGCUGAAGGACUACUUGGAGAGAUGUGGCAUUGUAUGCUAUUUUCUUACCAUGCUUUGUACAUGCUUUGCUAUUGUUUCUAAGACAAAAGGACAUCCCAUUCAGUAUAUGAAAUGGAUAAAUGAAAUUAUAUGCCCUGAAAACUGUAUGUACUUGUGCGGCUUGCUGAAGAUCCACAGUAGUUUUGCUGGUUGCUCGUCAGUGGGAACAUGACUGUACGUAGGCAUUAUGGGAAAAGCCGAAGUCAAGAAAUAUCAUCUUAAAAUACAAAUGUUAUUGUUUACAGUGGCUGAAUGUUACCCAUAUUGAUGAAAAUAGGUUUUGAAAUGUCUAUUUGUACAGAUUGUAUUUCCUAAUGCUUUAUUAAGACCCAGAUUAAACAAAUAAGCAAGAGACUAAGCAGGAAUAAUAACCAAACCCAUGUGAGGUCUGGGCGAUAGAUAGCGCUUUGGGUAUGUCCACCAUCUUGGAGGACAGGGACCGUUAUUCCCUCGUGUUCAAAGUGUUGUUUCUGCUUUGAUCUUUUGAUUUGUUGGAAAGCACUCAGCGUUAGGACUCAGCGAAGAGAUUUGGCUGGACUGACUGUAGUUCCCCCUUGAGAUUAUAGGAAAGCGAUUUCUUUCCAUAUUAGUUACUUUUUAGUUGGGCAACUAACCACAGAGUUGGUACUUCAAGUGUCGGUCAGCAUAAACACACACACACCCACACACACAAACAUGUAAUUGUGUAGAGAAGAUUGAAUUCUCUUGAACAAGUCAAUCCACCCAGUCUCUGUGGUUCCGUCGUUUAUGCACGCUACAUGACCAGGAUUCACAUCACUGUUUGAUUAUUACUGUUCAGAUGUUUCUACUUCAAAGAAUGUUUUUUUAAAUGUUAGGACAACUGUUCAGAUAUUUAAAUAUAUGCUUAACUUGUUGUUGACGAUGCCUUCCAGCUCCAAGCGAAUCACCAUUUUGAGUAGAUCAGAAUAUAAUAUCUUUGUCUGUUUAAAUGGAUCAUAUACUGUGUCUGUUUGGACUUCAAAGUCGAGUUUGUUUCAGUAAAUGUCAUAUACGUUAAGUUGUAGACACAAGUAUUGCACAGCUAUUUCUAAAUGGACUAAAUACAUACAUACACAGAUACCUUACCAUAUUACCAUAUCUCAAACUGAUCCAUUAGGAAACCUGUUUUGUUAUGGAUGGUGUUGUUUUUUUGUAUAUUUUAUAGUGUUUCUGUAUUUUUGUUAAUGAGAUACUUUUUAUGUAUUUAGUUCACAAACAUUUGAAUAUUUUUCAAUAAUUUAUAUUUUAUAAAAGAAAAAGACAGACAGCUGGUGCUUUCAUGGGAAAUAAUGGUAGCACAGGAAAAAAAUGUAGCGAUUUUCUUUCGAUAUAGAGAAUAGACCUUUCUGUUAAAGAAAGAGGCUGAUGCUGGCCCAUCAUUGAUUUCUGCUGGAAAGUUUUAUAAACUGAAGCUUCUAUUUCUUAAUGUACUUUAAAAAAAAUUAUGUCAUAAAAAAAUAUAUGUGAACAAAUAUUUCAUA